Molecule: messenger RNA, 270 nt
Organism: Penicillium expansum
Lineage: Eukaryota; Fungi; Ascomycota; Eurotiomycetes; Eurotiales; Aspergillaceae
Exons: 1
Coding region: 1-270 (89 amino acids)
Source: RefSeq, a predicted model, not a curated record
AUGAACAAAUUUGCAAGGAAGAUGGACACCAAUGUUCUAUACUACGUGGCCUCUGUCCUGAGCCCGCGGAUCAAAUCGUCUUUGAUUGGAACGCAGAUGAACGCGCCAGAUGUGGGAAUGAUCAUCUCUCAAGUGCGGGAGUUCUUGAAAAAGGAGUAUCCGUACGAGCCGUCCAUGUGUAGUAGACCGCCCGCUGGGUAUUUCCGAGACUAUGUGGAGGACUCUUCGAAAAGUAUAGCCGUUACAGCGGACGCUUCUUUCAGACAUUGA